AUGUCUAUACCAUUAACCACCUCAACCUCCACACCCUCACCCAUCUCCACACCUCCCUCAAUCCCUUCAAGUACACCCUCAUCCACAGCACCCUCCUCACCCUCACCGCGGAUCAAGAUGAACAUCCGGGUACGAGAAGCAACCAUCAAGGACCUCAACAGGGUGGCCGACAUCAGCAGCCAGGCAUUCCUCCACAACGCUCUCUUCGACAACCUCAACCCCCGGCGGCACGAGUACUACGAGUCCUUCCGCUACACCCGUCUCCGCCAUGCGCGCAACGCAAUGCUGAAGCCCUCAAUGCGCCUGCUGGUCGCCGAGAACGACGACGGCGAGGUCGUCGGAUACGCAAUGUGGGAGCGCCUGGGGAACGACGCAAUCGCACAGAAGGUCAAGGCCGAGCGUGACGGCAUUCUUCUCCGCCUCGAAAGAUUCCUCGUAAACGUCACAGACCGAAUAAACGCCGUCAUCGCUCCAGACCCCUCCGCCGACCCCGUCGCCGCAACCAGGCUCCGCAUCGCAAGCAACACCCUCGAGAAGCUGCACUGGGACACGGCCGAGCGCAAGACCCGCUGGCACCUGCACUGGCUCGGCGUCGACCCGGCGCAGCAGCGCAAGGGCAUUGGCAGGCACCUUGUGCAGUGGGGCCUCGACCGCGCUAUCGAGGACAAGGUCUGGGCCGGCAUCGAGUCGAGCGCCGUGGGCGAGAAGCUCUACUCGAGUAUGGGCUUCAAGGUCAUUGGCGAGCGCCUGCCCUGCAUCGAGGGCAUAAAUAUGGGAACUGUUAUGGCGUGGGAGCCGAAACGGUCAUGA
This is a messenger RNA of Morchella sextelata, 810 nucleotides long. RefSeq lists its product as uncharacterized. Gene Ontology annotation, molecular function: acyltransferase activity, transferring groups other than amino-acyl groups. The record is from RefSeq and is a predicted model, not a curated record. The transcript has 2 exons. NCBI's taxonomy places the organism in Eukaryota, Fungi, Ascomycota, Pezizomycetes, Pezizales, Morchellaceae. The coding region runs from base 1 to 810 and encodes 269 amino acids.